Messenger RNA from Meira miltonrushii, 2920 nucleotides. RefSeq names its product ABC1-domain-containing protein. The transcript has a single exon. Gene Ontology annotation, biological process: lipid homeostasis; mitochondrion organization. The coding region runs from base 174 to 2534 and encodes 786 amino acids. Lineage: Eukaryota; Fungi; Basidiomycota; Exobasidiomycetes; Exobasidiales; Brachybasidiaceae. The record is from RefSeq and is a predicted model, not a curated record. Gene Ontology annotation, cellular component: mitochondrial inner membrane.
UGUAAUCCAUCAUCGACCGGGCUGUCAAUUUAAUCAAAAGGCUUAUUGGGCGUGUGUGGAGUCGUGACGGUUAAUAGCGGAAUGAAACAACAACCCGAAAAAGGGAGGAAGCUUUAAUUGCACAACAACCAUAAUCACCUUGGCAUCGUCUCAAGAGAUUCAAGCACCUCAUCAUGCUCGGGGUACGGAAUGUAGCCGUAUGGCAGAGGGCAGGCUGUGGCAUACAGGGCUCCGUAUCAAGGUGUUCGAGGCGGAUAUACGCACCUUGUCAUAACUCAUUGCGCAAUGAAACAAAUUCCAUACAAAGAAGCCGAUUGUCACAAACUGCAUUGAGACAAUUCAAUUCGUCAAGCUUCUCUUUGCAACAGAGUAAACAAUCUCAAUCACCUGGUAACAAAAAUGAUGCAUCAGUCAAAACACAAAGUGCCCCCAAGGAUGAUCGACCUUUUCGAAAAAAGUAUCCGCCCAUUCGACCGCUACCUGAAGCGGAAAGUUUUGAUCAACCUGCCGUUGCAAAUCCAAUUGAGACUGCUUUAGCUCAUAAAAGAUUCAGAAGGCAAGCUCAAAUAGCAGCAUACGUACUGGGUGCCUUGGGUUUGGCAGGUGCGACAAUCUACUUUACAUUCACAGUCGGAAAAGCAGAUGACGGAAAAGAAUUGGUCUUAGAUCGAAAGGAAUUGUCAAGCGUACAACACGAACAUGUUACUGUCAAGAAUAUGGCCAUCACGCACGAAGAGCUGGAAAAGCAGAUUCGAGAAGCACAAAAGGGCCAAAAUCAAGGAAGCUAUACCGUUCUAGCCAUCAAACGAUCUGCCACAAUCGGAAAGGCGGUAAUUCUAUGCAUGUGGGAUUACAGACAGACACUCAAUAAGAAGUACAAAGAUAGAGCCGAAGAACAGGAAGAAUUACGUCAAUGCCAUUUACGCUCCGCCCAUCGAGUUUUGGUGGCUUUGCAAGAGAAUGGAGGAUUGUAUAUCAAGCUUGGUCAACAUUUAUCAUCCAUCAUCUUGCUCCCUCCAGAAUGGACAAAUACAAUGAAACCACUGCAAGAUCAAAACACACCUACCCCACUUCCAGAAUUGGAAGCGAUGUUCCGCACUGAGACCGGAAGAACAUUUAGUGAAGCCUUUAGCGAAAUUGAUGCGAAGCCGAUCGGAGUUGCAAGUUUAGCACAAGUACACCGAGCGGUAGAUCGUCAAACGGGACAGCAAUUGGCCAUCAAACUCAUGCAUCCACAGGUCGAACGUUUUAGUCAAGUAGAUAUGCAAACGGUCAAUGUGUUGGUUCGUUGGGUAAAACGAGCAUUUCCCGAUUUCGAAUUCACUUGGCUUGCUGAAGAGAUGAACGAGAAUAUGCCAUUAGAGAUGGACUUUAGACAUGAAGCCGGUAAUUCACGUAGAGCAGCAGAAGAUUUUGCGCAAUACAAAAAGACAAGUGUUUAUAUUCCCAAAGUGCCUUGGGUGUACAAGCGUGUAAUGGCGAUGGAAUUCGUUGAUGGAAGAAGACCGGAUGAUUUACAAUACCUUUCCGACCAUCACAUCGAUCGCAAUCGAGUCAGUCAAGAAUUGAGCAGAGCAUUCUCACAAAUGUUGUACAUGCACGGCUUCUUCCACGCUGAUCCUCAUGGAGGAAAUGUGCUGAUCCGUCCUGCACCAAAAGGCAGUAGGUCGCCAUUCAACUUUGAGGUAGUCUUGUUGGAUCAUGGAUUAUACUUUGAUAUCUCACAAGAACUGCGAACGAAUUAUGCUCGAUUCUGGCUUGCUCUUCUCUCAAAAAGUACACCAAGCGUGAUGGCAGAAAGAAGACGACUGGCCAAAUCGAUCGCGAACAUCGACGAUGAUUUGUACCACAUUCUCGAAAGUGCCAUCACUGGAAGAAGUGGUUUGGAAGGCAGUGACGAUAAGAAUCCCAACGGAGUAGGCGGCGGAAAGCGAAAGAGUAGUCUCUUGGACUUAGACAGUGGAUCAGAAAUGACGGAUGAAGAGCAAGAACAUAUACGUAAAACGGUUAUGGAGAAAGAAGGUCUUUUCAUUGAUAUUUUGAAAGUUCUCAGACAGGUUCCAAGACGGAUGUUGAUGGUUUUGAAGCUAAACGAUCUUGCUCGAUCAUUAGAUGCCAACUUGCAUACCACCCAUGGUCAUGCUCGACCUUUCAUUAUCACUGCACGUUAUUGCGCUUUGGCUGUAUGGAAAGAUGAUCGAGAAAGCCUUGGAGAACGUUGGCAGAAAGAAGGAUUUUCGUUCCGAUUAUUGGGCGAUUGGAUUUCCUCGCUUGCAAACUAUAUCUACUUCUAUAGAGGUUUAAGUUUCUUUGAAGCUUUAAGCGAUAUGAAUGCUUCCCGACGUAAGAUUUUCAGCUUUAGUUCUGCUUUUGCAAAAUCUGCUAAUCUUUUGGGUGCAAGACGUGCGAUGAGCGGAGUUGAUAGUCAAACGUUAUCAAGACAAAAAGAACAAGCUGAUUUCGAUAGAGCACGAGAACAAGUUAAAGUGCAAGAUGAUGAUGCAAAAGCAGAGGGAAAGACGAAAAAGUAUUGAAAACAAUGGAAUGAUGUACUAUAACAUAUCAAGCAAUAAUAGAAUGCAAUAAUUUAAUAUCAAACAUCGCAUUUGAAUGUGUAGUCUAGCGGUGACGGUAAAGAUACAAUACGUCAAUUGGUCAUAUGGCGAUUCCCCACGACUCUCCAGCCGGACUUGGAAGCUGAGAAGUUUUCGUAACGGGUGACUGACUUGCAGAAUUUGAUAAGCUACUGGAGACCGAUGUGAUUGGGGAUGAUGGUAUUGAUGUUUGGGACAAGUGAAGUGUAGAGAGGUCCAAAUCUGGAACCUUCUUCCUGUUCAAUCUCUUCAACUUCUUUUCCUCCAAUUCUUUCAAACAUGUUGUGCACGUUGGCGGCAUGUAUGUUUCAAUGAUUGCAUGUGUU